AUGUUGUCUCUCAAGGUUGUAUUCAUCGCCGCUUUGGCUGAAGCCUUGGUCCUACCUAAAAGUCUUUCCUCCAUCUCAUUGGAAGGUUGUCUAAAGGGAUUGCCUCAUGGCCAAUCAAUUGGUAGUGUCGCAAAUGUGACAAUUACGAGUGGUGGGCUAUUACGAUACUACCUCAUCUCGAUUCCACCAACGUACCAUGAUGAGAUCCCAACUCCCGCUAUUCUGUCUUACCACGGAGGCUUGAGAACCGCAGAAAGCCAACUGCAGUUAGACGAGCUGACUAACCCGGAGUUCAACACGAAUUCCUUCGUUAUUUACCCUCAAGGCAUCAACGACGUUUGGCAAGGUGUUCCGAACGUCACCAUUAACGACGUUCAAUUCACUGCAGAUAUCCUCGACCAUGUUCAAAAGCAGUAUUGCAUUGAUCCCACUCGUAUUUUUGCCACUGGAAAGUCAGAUGGCGCCGGAUUUUGCAACGUCUUGGCCUGCGAUAAGACAAUGUCCAGCCGUAUUGCAGCAUUUGCCCCCGUAUCUGGUGCUUUUUAUAUCGAUACAUUACCUUGCGCACCCGACGAAGUGCAGAUCCCUUGUAGCCCUAGUCGCCAUGACAUCCCAUUCCUUGAAUUUCACGGUGGCAAUGACUCUACGAUUAAUUAUCACGGUGGUGAGCGCAAGCAGGAAUGUCUUCCAUCAAUUCCGCAUUUCAUUCAGCAAUGGGCCGUACGGGAUGGGCUUAGCCUCCACAAUGUUACCACACCAAUCUCAUCCAACACUGUUUCCUACAAAUACGGGUCAGGGGUUAACUUUGGCUUGGUUGAGCACGUCUACGACGCUGUAAUUGGACAUGAUUGGCCAAGCACGGCUCCAAAUUCUGAUAAUCAGGCGGCUGGUCAUCACAUUGCCAGCUUCAACGCUACACCAAUCAUUCUGGAAUUUUUUAAACAGCAUCCUUUGAGUCUUUGGGAUAUCCUUGCCGAAAUUUAA
Trichoderma virens Gv29-8 is the source of this 984-nucleotide messenger RNA. Its product is annotated as carbohydrate esterase family 1 protein. Gene Ontology annotation, molecular function: feruloyl esterase activity. The record is from RefSeq and is a predicted model, not a curated record. The transcript is spliced from 2 exons. Bases 1 to 984 code for a protein of 327 amino acids. Lineage: Eukaryota; Fungi; Ascomycota; Sordariomycetes; Hypocreales; Hypocreaceae.